AUGGAGGGAACAUUUGUUUCUUCCAAGCCAUGUGCUAAAGAAAAUAGCAUUGAUUUAACUCAAAUCACACUGCGACCCUUUAAUCUUACUGACCUCGAUGAUGUUAUGGAGUGGACAACUGAUGAAAAAGUGGCCAAGUUCUGCUCUUGGGAACCUUACACCAGCAAAGAUCAAGGUAUCAGCUUCAUUGAAGAUACAGAAAGCAAGUUUCUAUGUUGCAAAGCGAUAUGUCUUGAUGAUCGUGCUAUUGGGUGUAUUAUGAUGUUCUCACCUGAUGAUAAAUGUAGAAACAAAACUGCAGAACUUGGCUAUCAUCUAGGCUCUAAAUACUGGGGUAAAGGGAUUGCUACAUGUGCUGUGAAACAAAUUGUUAAUUUUGCAUUCAGUGAAUUGCCAUACUUGGAAAGGCUUGAAGCUCUGGUUGAUGUGGAAAAUGUUGGGUCUCAAAGAGUGUUGCAGAAAGCUGGUUUCAAAAUGGAGGGAGUUCUCAGAAAGUAUUUGUUCAUGAAAGAAAAAAGUAGAGAUAUGAUUAUGUUCAGUGUUCUUUCAACUGAUCUCUAA
This is a messenger RNA of Vicia faba (fava bean), 561 nucleotides long. The record is from the annotation of a GenBank genome assembly. Lineage: Eukaryota; Viridiplantae; Streptophyta; Magnoliopsida; Fabales; Fabaceae.